Ipomoea nil (Japanese morning glory) is the source of this 1600-nucleotide messenger RNA. Its product is annotated as activating signal cointegrator 1. The transcript is spliced from 4 exons. Bases 163 to 1413 code for a protein of 416 amino acids. NCBI's taxonomy places the organism in Eukaryota, Viridiplantae, Streptophyta, Magnoliopsida, Solanales, Convolvulaceae. Gene Ontology annotation, cellular component: nucleus. Gene Ontology annotation, biological process: regulation of DNA-templated transcription. Gene Ontology annotation, molecular function: zinc ion binding. The record is from RefSeq and is a predicted model, not a curated record.
UUCACGUCUGUCUAAGUAAAAAUAGACCGCCGGAGAAAGUGAGAAACAGUCGGAGAUGUGGGUUCUCUAGGGAGAAGUUGGAGCUUCAAAUCUAGAGUGAGAAACACUCAAACCCUGCCCACCCCUACUUGAGAGGCCGCGAGAGCGAGAGAGAGAGAGAGAAUGGCAUCGUCUGGAGUGUGGUUGGAGAAGGAGCUGCUGGAGUUAUGCAAGAGGAUCGAUACGGGUCUGGAUUUGGAUAGCGAAAUCAUAUCGGGUCUUGUAUCUUACUGCGAGCUUGCUUCCCCCCUCGAUGCGAAAGAGUAUCUUGAUAAUAUCAUUGGGCAAGAAUCUGGAAAAGGAGUAAUAGAGGAGUACAUGAAGAGGAGAGGUCAUUCAAACUUAUAUCAGAACACUCGAGAUGCUUCUACAUCCCAACUGCAUGCAUAUGUAAAGCCACCUUCCAUUGAUAGUUUUGCUGCUGGAGCUAAGAAGCCUGUGAAAGUACGGAAAGAUGAUAAGGUCCAUGUUAAGCAGGAAAGCCAAACCAAAGCUGAGACGUCAGAUUCACAAAACAAGCAAAAACAGAGUCAAAGCAAUUCCAAAAAGAAGAAGUCUGGCAAAGUUCUUUCUCUUGCCGAGGCUGCAAAAGGAUCCAUUGUAUUUCAGCAAGGGAAGCCAUGUUCAUGCCAGGCCCGUAGGCACAGGCUUGUUAGCAAUUGUUUAUCUUGUGGGAAGAUAGUCUGUGAACAGGAAGGUGAGGGGCCUUGCAAAUUUUGCGGUUCUCUUGUUCUCAAAGAAGCAAGCUCCUAUGCUGGUCUGGAUGGUGCACUUCCAAUUUCAGAUGCUGAGGCUGCAGCUGAAGCCUUUGCAAAGAGGCUUGUUGAUUACGACCGCAAUGCUGCAGCACGUACUACAGUAAUAGACGACCAAAGUGAUUACUAUGAGAUUGAAGGGAAUAGCUGGUUGUCAAUGGAGGAAAAGGAACUCUUAAGAAAGAAGAGGGAGGAGAUAGAGGAGAUUGAACGUGCCAAACGCAGUAAAGUUGUCGUGACAUUUGACCUUGUUGGACGCAAGGUGCUUUUAAAUCAAGAUGAGGUCUCGGGCGAAUUGCAUAAUGGGUCACUACUUCGGCCAUCUGAGGAGGAGGAAAAGGAAAAGGACAAUGCACGCUUUAAGCCAAGCCCAAAUCUCAAGAUACAACCGAUCUUCCUUGAUCCUGGCCCCAGGAGAACUCCCAAGGAGGACAAGAACAAAGUUUUGAAGAACGGGUUGUGCUUGGAGAUUACCGGAAGAGUGCAACAUGAUGCCAAUGAACUCGCACGUGGCAAACAAGAAAGGUCUUCAAAUGCCAAGUCUUGGCAUGAACCCUCUGUUAACAAAAGACCCCCCAAUAUUGCAGAUGACAAUGAAUGCUCCUUAGAUUACAACUAAAAAAAGAAGAAAAACAUACGGCAGUUAUUCAAUAUUCAGCUUGUAAGAAGUUGAGGAUUUUCCCUACAGAUACGCCUAAGUGCAUGUUUGGCCAUAGCAGAUAAGCUCCAAAAAUUGUGAUCCAAACCUAGGUGUUUUAUCACAGAAAAGUGAUCUUUUAAUGCAAUUUUACCUUUUACUCUCAAAA